UCACUGGCUGUCAGUUCAGUUGGCGCGCGUUCGCUUUUCAAACGCACGCUUCGUUCGAUCGAUCCGAUUUUCUACCGAACUUUUUAAACUUUAUUUUAAAACCAGCCAGUGCCAUUAUGAAAUAGAAAAGGAAACAAAAGUGCCAUAAAUUGUGUCAGUGCAGUGAUAUCAAUUGUUUUUUAUUGGGAAUAAAUUUACCUGUUGGACUUUCGAGGCAUUUGCAGACUUUAAUUUUACAUUGUUUCAGGUUAAGCUAAGCGUCCACGAUGGCCACGAAGUCGUAUAGUAAACACAAGGAGUAUAAGGAGUUCAAGAGUAGCGGGAAUGUGCCGUAUACUGAUGAGCAGUUUGACAUGUUGAAGUCAGAGCUGAUACCCGCUAAGAGCAAGCUGAACUCUCUGGACCGCAAUGGCGGUGGCGCCCGGGAGUACCACUACGAAUAUUCAGAGGAGAGGCACCCGACGGGAAAAUAUGACCGGAAGGACCUCAGGACUGUCGAGCAAUACACGGUGCCGCCGCACUCGACCCCCAAAUCCGAACACAGUUCGUACUACUACGAGCGCGAGGAGCGUGACCUGCCCGCCAUCAAGUCCGCCACCCGGACUUAUAACUAUGAUUCUUCGACCAGCUCCACUCCUGGCUAUACGAAGGUGAAAAGCUCCAAAGCCACCAAGGAGCUCUCCCACAAUGUGGAAGAGCUGGACUCCUUGCUCGAUGACCUGAGGCAGGACCAGGAGCGGUCGCUGUACAAGAGCGGAUACACUUCUGAUACCGCUGAGAGCUCGUCGUUCGAUUAUAGGAGGGGAACCCCAGUGAAGACCCCGUCCAGCGGCUACUCGACGCUGAAGAAGGAGGAGCGUAUAGAGACCUCGAGCUGGGGCUCCAGCCCCCCGCCCCCCACCGUCACCCGCCAGGAGGCCAUCAAGCAGCAGAUGUAUCGGGAGGAGAAAACUGAGUCCCGCGUGGUUCCGUCGCAGAUAUCUCCGGCCAUCGCGCACCCCGUGCCGGCGCCGGUGUGCGCGUCCUGCCACCACGCGCCCUCGACCACUGGCACUCUAUCCCGCUCCGGCACUCCCAUGAACAAGGUGACGACGACGGUGAAGACGUACACGUACGAGGUGCCGGCGGACAGCGACCCCGCCGCCGCGCCGCUGCCGCCCGUGCCCGACCACCAGCAUACUUAUCUGAGCGAGCGGCAGCAGAUUAAUAGCACUACCAGCAACACCACCCUGGUGCCUCCCUCGCCGUCGCUGGGCUGCCAGUACUGCUCGCACUGCAACUCUCGCAUCACGCGGGGAGUCUCACAGCCGCCGCCGCCGGUGACGUCACACACGUACCACAGCGUCGAGUCUACUGAUGUGACGGACCGCACCAACGAGCGCAUCAUCUACCCGAAGCCCGCCAACGAGACGAAAUUAGUCCCGAGUGACCCCUACCCGCGCGGAAACAACACUUAUAGUCCAACGCACUUCAAGUACUCGGAGACCACGUACUCGUCUCAGAACACGACGGAGCGCCUCCCUCCCCCCGCGUCCCCCUUCCCGCGCCCCGCGACGCCCUCGCAGCUCGAGCAGCAGCCGCCCAAGAGGCUCGAUGAUCUGAUGGCUGACUUUCCGGAGGCGCGCUUCCCAACCCAGCCGGACGGGCUGACCCAGCGCAACAUCCAGGUGACCCACGAGAGCUCCACGCAGGCCAAGGCGCCCCCGGUCGGGUCCAGCCGCAACGUGGCCGGCCCGGCCGUCUACUACCCGCCGGGACACACGCCCUUCCAGAAGAAGGAUGAGGGAUGGCAGACUAGCGCGGCGAUGCAGGGCGGCGGCGCAUACGCAUCAGGCCGAGGAAUGUACGAGUAUGAAUCCGGGUCCAAGAGCAAGUCCAAGACCACAGAGAAGAAGACAGCCGUGCCCAUAUGUCUGCCGCUUUGCUGUGCCAUGCCUUGCGUCAUUAUGUAAAUAUUAGGUGUUAAGGAUUGUUACUGACCAAUGAUUGGUUAGGCAUUUUUUUCUUAGAAAUAUAUUAGUUUGUCGGUUAGGGUUGCUAAAACUUAAGCUGGCGUUAGAUCAUCUUGUAUUCGGCAUUGUCCGCCCGCUUAGGUUUAAAGCAACCCUUCUAAAUCUAGAUAUUUAAGUAUAACCGACCACCUAUCAUCAUUAAACAAAAGUUUAAUUUGGAAUGUAUGUGCCAUGUAAAUGAUGAAUAGGAUAUUUUUUGUUGCUUUUGUUUUAUGUCUCAAAAUUUCUUACAAAGAAACUCCUUGACGACUUGCAAGUUUAUAAAAAAACAAUCUAUAUUAGAAACUAACUUGCAAGUAAUCCUACCUAAAAACCUAACACAGAGACAAUUAAAUAAAUAUGAAUCUUAAAUUAAGAAUCUCAAAAUAUACCUAAUUU
Molecule: messenger RNA, 2390 nt
Organism: Plutella xylostella (diamondback moth)
Lineage: Eukaryota; Metazoa; Arthropoda; Insecta; Lepidoptera; Plutellidae
Source: RefSeq, a predicted model, not a curated record